AGGCGGCCAAAACAUCAAUUGGUUACAGUACGUGUCACCUUGUGCGUGGGUUUCAGCUGGCUUCAUGUAUAAAAGAGCUCGCAUCAUAAUCUCUCGGCGGUAGCGAGAUGUUGGCUCAAUACGACCCAAAACACACUCCACUACUGCACAAACCGAGCAGCACUUUCUGAAAUGAGUGAUUUACAAAGCGGUUUCUUAUCUAAGACCGAACAGUGCAGAUGACGGCAUCGCUGCAACUUUUCAGAAAGCAACUUUGCCAAGAUUUAUAAAUCCAGAGACUUGUUGUGUUUUUUUUUUUAACAUUAUAAUGACCCGUUACAUGUCUCUUCCUUACUUGACCAAAGCUUUUCAAAGGUCAAGUAACUUACUUAACAUCAGUUUAUCUGGAUUGCCUUUAAUGCCUAACAGGUCGACUUUCUUUCCGUGGGGCAACUUUAGUCUGGACGAUUGGGAGAGCUUUGUAGGAUCGGCUAAAUACGAGGCAGAAUCUCAAAAUGCAACAGUCAAGGCUUUUCUUAUCGUGGCUUAUUCGGUCAUGAUAGUUAUCUCCCUCUUUGGGAAUGUUCUUGUGUGCCAAGUCGUGAUAAAGAACAAACGGAUGCAUUCUGCUACCAGCCUGUUCAUUGUUAAUCUCGCCGUCUCGGACAUCAUGAUAACUCUUCUUAACACUCCUUUUACACUGGUCCGGUUCGUUAACAGUACCUGGGUGUUCGGAACGGUCAUGUGCCACAUCAGCCGCUUUGCUCAGUACUGCUCACUGCACGUCUCCACACUCACCUUGACCGCCAUCGCUCUCGACAGGCACCAGGUUAUAAUGCAUCCUCUAAAACCACGCAUGUCAACUACCAAAGGUGUACUCUACAUCACCGUCAUCUGGGUUAUGGCGAGCUGCUUCUCUCUUCCGCAUGCCAUCUAUCAGAAGCUCUUCAAAUUUGAAUACAGCAAAGAAAAGAUUCGGAGCUUGUGUGUCCCAAAUUUUCCAGAGCCAGCGGAUCUGUUCUGGAAGUACCUGGACCUGUCCACAUUUAUCAUGUUGUAUGUGCUACCCCUUUUAAUCAUCACUGUCACCUACACCACUGUUGCCAAGAAGUUGUGGCUUCGCAAUGCAAUCGGGGAUGUGACAACAGAGCAAUAUUUUGCACAUCGCCGGAAAAAGAAAAAGACGAUUAAAAUGCUGAUGCUGGUCGUGGUGGUGUUUGCUGUCUGUUGGUUUCCACUGAACUGUUAUGUUGUCCUUAUAUCUAGUCAAAUCAUUCGUACCAACAAUGCUCUUUAUUUUGCUUUCCACUGGUUUGCCCUGAGCAGCACUUGCUAUAACCCAUUCAUCUAUUGCUGGCUAAAUGAGAGUUUUCGUUUAGAACUUAAGUCUCUCUUAAAUAUAUUCAGAAAACAACGUGAAGUGCAGGAGCAUAUCCUUCCAUCUAUGGCCCCUUCUUACAGGUUAGCGUGGCCACAACAGAGUAAUUGCAAGAGGAGACAAGAUCCACAGAGUCUUCGCUCAAACAGUAACAUCCAGUCAGGAAAGACAGAUAUUUCAUCAGUUGAGCCAAUAGUAACGAUGAGCUAAAAAUGAGAGACCUGCCGAUUUCUAUCAUCAUCUUACGAGAGUUGUGUAAUAUCUAGUUCUAAAGAGUUCAUUUAUCACAGUGCUAUUGUACAGAAUAUUUUUAUGCUUUAUAAAACAGGUCAGCAUUAUUGAAAGUAAUUGUUCAUUAAAUAUCUUAAAUGCAACAACUUGGAUUGUUCCAAAACAUUCAUCAAUGUGCAAAUGAAGAUUAAUUAGCAUUGCCCAGGGAGGAGGAAGGGUAGUCUGGCAUUCUUACCAACCAACCACCUACACUGAAGUGGACGUAUGCUAAGGGGAGACAGGAUAAGAAGUUAUUGGUCGUAGUACCAUUAGGUGGUAGCGGAGACCCGACUAGGCCCCGAAGCUGUGGCGGAGGUAGCGGCAGCAGAGACCCGACUCGGUCCUGGAGCUGUGGCGGAGGCAGCGACCACCCGCGGAGUUUGAACCGUCGCCUCGGCGCAGAGGGAGAGCAAAGAGGGAAGAGACAGAGACUUUAGGAUUUUGCCUUCCACCGCAGUGAGGAGGUAUUUGGUGAACUCACUGUGGUGGAUGUUAAAUUUGUGUUGAUUGUGUGUUUUUGUCAUUUUUUAAAUUAUAUGUAUGACUGCAGGGAAACAAAAUUUCGUUCAGACCGAAAGGUCUGAAUGACAAUAAACGAAUCUGAUCUAAUCUAAUCUAAUCUAAAGGUGUCUGCAUCUCGGCUACGGGAAACAAAGUUUAAUUCUGACCUUCGAAACAUAGAAACAUAGAAAUUAGGUGCAGGAGUAGGCCAUUUGGCCCUUCGGGCCUGCACCGCCAUUCAAUAUGAUCAUGGCUGAUCAUCCAACUCAGUAUCCUGUACCUGCCUUCUCUCCAUAACCCCUGAUCCCUUUAGCCACAAGGGCCACAUCUAACUCCCUCUUAAAUAUAGCCAAUGAACUGGCCUCAACUACCUUCUGUGGCAGAGAGUUCCAGAGAUUCACCACUCUCUGUGAGAAAAAUGUUUUUCUCAUCUCGGUCCUAAAAGAUUUCCCCCUUAUCCUUAAACUGUGACCCCUUGUUCUGGACUUCCCAAACAUCGGGAACAAUCUUCCUGCAUCUAGCCUGUCCAAUCCCUUAAGAAUUUUGUAAGUUUCUAUAAAAUCCCCCCUCAAUCUUCUAAAUUCUAGCGAGUACAAGCCGAGUCUAUCCAGUCUUUCUUCAUAUGAAAGUCCUGACAUCCCAGGAAAGUCUGGUGAACCUUUGUACUCCCUCUAUGGCAAGAAUGUCUUUCCUCAGAUUAGGAGACCAAAACUGUACGCAAUACUCCAGGUGUGGUCUCACCAAGACCCUGUAGAACUGCAGUGCUAUCUACAACUAGGUGCUAUCUCUGUGGACCUUUUGUGUCCUUAUUAAUACUCUCCUGGGUGUUCCAGUUUUCCCCUAGGUGGGCUCCUAUUUCCUCCCAAAUCUCAAAGAUGACGGGUGUCAGAGGUUAUGGGGAGAAAGUAGGAGAAUAGGGUUCAGAGGGAGAGAUAGAUCAGCCAUGGUUGAAUGGCGGAGUAGACUUGAUGGGCAGAAUGGCCUAAUUCUCAUUCUGCUUAUAUUACUCAUGACCUUAUGACUUGGUAGCUUAAUUGACUGUUGCAAAUUAUCCCUAGUAGAGGUCGAGGUAAACAAAAGAGAAUCAAGGGGCAGCUGAAGGGCACCUGAGAAAAAGCAAGUUGCAAGUAUAUAGGAAAAUAUGGUGAGCGGUCAUGCGAUGAAUGGGAUUGCUUUGCUGAGUGGUGACGUGGAUCUGAUAGGUUGAUUCAUCUCUUUCCACCUCAUAUUAUGUUAGUUCAAUGAAAUGCAAUUAGAAGUAAGAUGGCAGGCCUUGGACAUCUGUAGAAAUGUCAGUGCCUUUAAAAUAGAACGUGGAAAUAUAGAAGAAGAAUAAAACAACUACAUCAUUGAUAUGAGUUAAAAAUACCAUGUUUAAUAUAGCUCCUUAAGGACUUUUGUUAAAAUAAUAGGAAAUCAUACCAAGCAGUUAGAGAGUAUUGGCAAAGAUGUGCAAGAGGCUGUAGGUCAAAAUCGGAACAGACUCUAUUGAAUUAUUUAACGUGAAGUCAAACUGCAGAGUUUUAAACAAGUCAUUCAACAUUAUGGGUAGAUUUUACCAACGUGCUUGUCAAGACCAUGAACUGAGAAUUCAGGCACAGAUGUCAACAGAGCUUAUUACAUUUUCCGUCAAUUUCUUUCAAUGGUUUCAACAUCCUGAGAGACCAGCUAGCCUCUGUGACUCAAAUCCUGAUGACUUGUUCUGGACACACAACAUAUUAAUGUGCAAAUUUGUAGAAUCUAUCAUGAGAAGCAUCAGGUAUUGUAUUAAGCUUGUAUUUGAUUACUGAACAUGAGCUCUAAAGAGUUUAUUCUGUUUCAUGAUCUAUUUAUAACAUCCACAGUAUGCUGAACUUCUUUAAGACAUGGAAUUUGUGUUUAUAGAUAUUUUAAUAAUUUAUAUAACUGUGUAAAAAAGAAUGCUGUGAUACCCACACUUGAUAUAAAUAUUUGCAUCUGUUACACAAACACGUGGUGUAAAAACUGCUCAUUAAAGACGAGAAUGUUUUGAAUUUUGAAGGAUUGCAUAGGAAAACCAGUAUAGAAAUUGCGAUUGGAUAAAAUGGUAACACCAAUGGCUCAAAAUGAUGCAUUAAAUAUUUUAAA
Molecule: messenger RNA, 4234 nt
Organism: Leucoraja erinaceus (little skate)
Lineage: Eukaryota; Metazoa; Chordata; Chondrichthyes; Rajiformes; Rajidae
Product: G-protein coupled receptor 83-like
Exons: 4
Coding region: 308-1567 (419 amino acids)
Biological process (GO): neuropeptide signaling pathway
Cellular component (GO): membrane
Molecular function (GO): neuropeptide Y receptor activity
Source: RefSeq, a predicted model, not a curated record